Hyla sarda is the source of this 2296-nucleotide messenger RNA. RefSeq names its product ELAV like RNA binding protein 1 (gene ELAVL1). Gene Ontology annotation, molecular function: RNA binding. Lineage: Eukaryota; Metazoa; Chordata; Amphibia; Anura; Hylidae. The record is from RefSeq and is a predicted model, not a curated record. Gene Ontology annotation, cellular component: ribonucleoprotein complex. The transcript is spliced from 7 exons. Bases 400 to 1380 code for a protein of 326 amino acids.
CGCCAUUCUCCCGCGCACCCUCACAAGCUCUAGCCUGUGUUACACACCGGAAGUGUCCCCAGGAGCGCGCCCUGACAAGAGCACGGCGGCCAGCCACUCCUGAGCGAGCUCUUCUACACUUAGCCAAUGGUGUGAGGCGGCGGCGGGGCCUGUGCUUCCCACAGAGCAUGCGCAGCCGUUCUCCGCCAUGUUGCUUUCCUCUCGUUUUUCCUUUUUUUUCACUGAGUGACGAUAGAAGCCGCUGCUCUUUCUGUGCUGGGAACGUGCGGGUUUGGACACGGUUCGCGCAGCUCACUCGUCUGCCUAGAGCGGAAAGCUCCCGACGGGUUUCCAAUUGUACAGUCCUUGUUAGCGUUAUUUACGGAAAAAAUACCAGAAACCUGAUUAAAAUAAUUUAAGAUGUCUAACGGUUAUGAAGAUCACAUGGAUGAUGUAUGCAGGGAUGACAUGGCCAGAACUAACUUAAUUGUGAAUUACUUGCCUCAAAACAUGACACAAGAUGAGCUGCGCAGCCUUUUCAGCAGCAUUGGGGAGGUGGAAUCUGCCAAGCUAAUACGUGAUAAAGUUGCAGGGCACAGCUUAGGAUAUGGCUUUGUGAAUUACUUAAAUGCUAAAGAUGCUGAAAGAGCAAUAAACACACUUAAUGGAUUGAGACUACAAUCAAAAACUAUAAAGGUAUCGUUUGCACGUCCAAGUUCAGAAAACAUCAAGGAUGCAAACUUGUACAUCAGUGGACUUCCAAGGACGAUGACACAGAAAGAUGUUGAAGAUAUGUUUUCUGGGUUUGGCCGCAUCAUAAAUUCUCGCGUUCUUGUUGAUCAGGCUACGGGUUUAUCCCGUGGCGUUGCAUUUAUACGUUUUGACAAACGAUCAGAAGCAGAAGAAGCAAUUGCAAGCUUCAAUGGCCAUAAACCACCAGGCUCAUCUGAACCAAUCACAGUAAAGUUUGCUGCUAAUCCAAACCAGAAUAAAAACAUGGCACUUCUUUCUCAGCUGUGUCAUUCUCCAGCACGGCGGUUUGGAGGCCCUGUUCACCACCAGGCUCAAAGAUUCAGGUUUUCGCCAAUGGGGGUAGAUCAUAUGAGUAAUAUAUCUGGUGUGAAUGUUGCCAGCAAUGCUUCUUCUGGAUGGUGCAUCUUCAUUUAUAACCUUGGCCAAGACGCAGAUGAAGGAAUCCUUUGGCAGAUGUUUGGUCCAUUUGGUGCUGUCACUAAUGUGAAGGUUAUCCGUGAUUUUAACACCAACAAGUGCAAAGGUUUUGGCUUUGUGACCAUGACAAACUAUGAAGAAGCAGCCAUGGCCAUUGCAAGUCUGAAUGGAUACCGUCUAGGAGACAAGACCUUACAAGUUUCUUUCAAAACCAGCAAGUCCCACAAAUAACUUGCUCUUAAUUGUCUUUUGUAUGAAAUAGAGGAAAUAAGUUUGACAAAGUUGGGGGAAGACUUUUCUUUGUUAGUGUAAAACUCAUUCGCGCCAAUUUUCACAAGUGUGUUUUUGUCUUAGUCUAAAUGAAAAGUGGGAAAAGAUUUUUUUAUACUCUGGGGAUGCAACAUACAUGUUCAAAUGUUUGAGAGAUCCCAACAUGUUAGACCAAUUUUAAGUUCCUUAAGUUAUUUACUUUAAAUAUACAAAUAAAAUAUGAAUAACAUUAAAUGUACCCUAUGGAUGAAGAUAACUUUAAGCAUGCGUUAACCUUGAAGACUUAAAGAAGGUUUGCUCUGUGGGUUUCUAUUUUCCAGACUCUGGAAAUAACUUUUUUAAUCAAGCUGUCAAGGUGCCAGCUUAGGUAUUUGUGUAGAUAUAUAUAUAAAUAAACAUUUGUUUUUCAUUUUUUUUCUACCCUCCCUCUUCUCACUACAGCCUGACCUUAAGUUUUCUAAAAGCCACAUUUUUAGUUACUCAAAAUGAUUUGUCAACAGGUCUAUAUUACGGUGUACAGCUUCCUAGAUUAAUGUCAAAGAUAUGUCCAUUAUCUUUAUAGCAUUUCAUAGAAAUGCAGCUUGUUUCCAGAGGCAACAGCCUUCUAUACGCUUCUUAUUUUAUGUUUUCUAACAAAAGUUAAAUAUGCCUCUGAUUUCCUCUAUAUUCAUUUGAGGGUUUUCUUAGAACCAUUUUAAAAACUAAACAUGUUUUUUUUGGCUUGGUUUGAACAAUGGUUCUAAAAAGCAGGAAUGGAUUUUUUUUUAAUUUUACCCAAGCCAGUUUCUUGUUUUUUUUUCUCUUAAAUAGGCCAUAUGAGAGGCAGGGAAGGACCAAAGAGUUCUUUGUGCAUUAACUGAACUCUAAAAAAAACAAA